AUGAUAGAAAACCGGAACGAGUCAGAGUUGGAGGCCCACUUGAGACGAACUGUCAAACACACGGGGAACCUGUCUGGAACGAAGACGGCCCACGGCAUGGAUGAGCGCAUGUCCAAGGCGAAGGUCAGCGACAUCCUGUCUGAGAUCUUUAAGAAGAUCGGCUCCAAGGAGAACACUAAAGAGGGUCUGACGGAGCUCUACGAGUACAAGCAGAAGUACUCGGAUGCAGAUCUGGAGCCUUUCCUGAGGAACACGUCGCAGUUCUUCCAAAGCUACGUGGAGAGGGGCCUCCGGGUCAUCGAGUCCGAGAGAGAAGGAAAACCUCGGAUCCAAAGCGCAGCAGUGAUCCCUCAGCACGGCGUGGAGUCCAACCUGAGCAGCAGCAACGAGGAGCUGAAGCCCGCCGUCUACUAUGAGAGGCUGAAGAUCCUCCGACAGAGACAGGGCCUGGAGAACACGUCCAGGGUGGGUUCCUCCACCGGCAGAACCACACGGCUCUGCUUCCACUUCUUUCUGCUUCCUUUGUCUCCUUCCUUUCAUCUCUGCUGGUUCUGUCCCUCAUCAAAGGUCUCCAUCCAUCCGUCUCUGACCCUCU
Messenger RNA from Cyprinodon variegatus (sheepshead minnow), 595 nucleotides. RefSeq names its product cytoskeleton-associated protein 5-like. Gene Ontology annotation, molecular function: microtubule plus-end binding; microtubule plus end polymerase activity. Gene Ontology annotation, biological process: establishment or maintenance of microtubule cytoskeleton polarity; microtubule polymerization; mitotic spindle organization. The record is from RefSeq and is a predicted model, not a curated record. NCBI's taxonomy places the organism in Eukaryota, Metazoa, Chordata, Actinopteri, Cyprinodontiformes, Cyprinodontidae. The transcript is spliced from 4 exons. Gene Ontology annotation, cellular component: microtubule plus-end; spindle pole; kinetochore. The annotation marks the transcript as partial.